GUUUUUUCGGGGGGUUGGUUUGGCUAGCAUAGCAAGCCAGUCAGCUUGCUAACUGUUGUUAGCUUUUUUGUUGUUGUUGUUGCUGCAAACAUUACUUGGUUAGAUUAUAAAUAAACUAGCUAGUUUCGUGUCAAACAAGUCUGAGCUAAGUGAAAAUGUUUUUGCUUUACAAACCAAUAUUUUUGCUAUUGCCGUUUUUUAAUGGUCAGUCAAGGAAGCUAACCAGCUAACUAAUGUUACCUAGUUACCCUCACCCUGCUCCACUGACUGUCUCCGGCCACUGAUAAAAUACCAAAAUAUGACUUAUUUUCUGUCUACUCUCAUUAUAGAGCUCAGUGUUGGGCCAGAACUGUUUUGUUAUAGAAAUAGGCAGGCAUUAGGCCCAGUGCAACAUUUACAACGUCUAGAUUCAGCCUGUGAGAUCAAGUGAAUCCUGUUUAGUAAGUUGGUUUGCAGCACAACAUAAUUGUUGUUCCUUGGACAGGAAAUAUCACUUUUAUAACUGAACAGACCAUGAGACUACCUACAUUAGGCUACAUUCCUAUUUCAUAAAGGUGCUUCUCUGUGCUAUGAACAAGUACAAAGAUUGAUUAAUGCCCCUUGACUUAGUCCACAUUUUGUUUGUAGAUUAUUUAAUACAUUUUGUACUCUGCUGUAUUCAAAAUGUGUUAAAUAAUCUACACACACUACCCCAUUAUGACAAAGUGAAAACAUGUUUUUUUUUGUGACAUUUUUGCUAAUUUCUUAAAUGAAAUACAGAAAUGUCUCAUUUACAUAAGUAUUCACACCCCUGAGUCAAUACUUUGUAGAAGCAAGCACCUUUGGCGUGGAUUACAGCUGAGUCUUUUUGGGUAAACCUCUAGACAGGCCUGACAGUGGAGAUGUCUAAAGCGCCAGAUGGCCCCGCAAGGACCCGCUCCAGAUCAAAGUCCAGGUCCAGGUCUUGCACACGGUCUCGUUCCAGAAGCCGCUCCCGCUCCAGAUCCAGGAAGCACCGCUACAGUUCUAGGUCACGUUCCCGCUCCAGAUCUCACUCUCCGUCCCACGGCAGGAACUAUCCCACCAGAGACUACCAGAACAACCGGGGUUACCAGAGGGGCUACAACCGUGGCUUCCGCAGACCCUUUUACUUCCGCGGUAGAACCCGGGGCUUCUACCCUCGCCAGGGUUACCAGAGAGGAGGUAACAGCUACGGCUACAGAGCCAACAACUGGCAGGGGGGGGGCUACCGGGACGGGCCGCCCCACGACCAGGACCACCACGGUCCUCACAGCCCCAGGAGAGGGAGAUCUCGGUCCCGCACGCCCCGGAAACGCUCAGGCAGCCGCAGCCACUCCCGGUCUCGAUACUCCGACCGUUCGUCCUCCAGGGGUUCCCGACGGUCCCGGCGGCACCACAGCUCCUCUUCCCGCUCCUCUUCCCCGCGGAAUCGCCGCAGCAGCCCCGGCUCAGGGAAGCCUGGCUCUAAAGAUGUAAAGGACAAGACUACACCAGCAGAGGCCAAGGAGGAGAGAGGAGGGGCUGGGGAGCAGGUAGGAGGACCAGGGGGAGAAGGCAGCAGUCAUGAUAAGGCCUCUGCUGGGAAAUGGCAGGGUCUGAGUGACUAUAACAACAGCCCCAAAUGCAGCAGUCCGGCUGUUGGUGCCAAACAGGGGAAGUCGGACCCCAAAGGGUCAUUGUGGAGAACCAUGGGCAGCACUGGCGGUGUUCCCUCUACCAAGAGCCCACCAGGCUCCACCAAGGCCGGGCCGACUGCCUCCACAAGUGGGUUUGGUUUCUUUGGCAAGGAGGAUCCCACCAGAGCAGACGAUAAGACUGCUAUUUCCUCUGCUUUCAAGAAGUUCUUGGCAGAAAACAAGAACAAAAAGCAGCAGCAGCAGCAGCAGGUGGCAGAGUGGGAGAAUGGCCAGGAUGGAGACAGCAGAGAGAAAGGGAACAGCAAGAUUGGAGGAGGCCUUUUCAACAUAACAGCAGCCUCCUUCAGCUCCAAGGCCGAUAAGUCUCUGCCCUUCCUGGAAAGAGCCGAAGAGGCCUUCCUCAAGUCUCAGGCUGCUGAAAGAGAGGAGGAGGAGGAGGUGGUCAAGCCCAAAGGAGCCACCCUGACAACACGGGAUGUGUUUGGGAAGUGGGAAGAUGAGCCCCAUUACUACCCCCCGGGGAAGGACGAGGAGAGACGGAGAGACACGGCCGAAGACGUGGAUGAAGACCUGGAGCACAUGGAAGAGGAGCUUUACCGCAGCCGCAAGCAGGCCUCUAAGAAAGAAGAGAAGUCCAAGAGGAAGGAGAAGAAGAAGGAGAAGAGCAACAGGAGGAGUCCAUCUCCCGUCAGCGCAGCAGUGCCCCCUAGGGGUUCAGGCAGCGGGGAGAAAGACAGGCCCCUAGCCCUGUUCCCCAUCAAUAGGUUGGAGUCACACCUACCCCGGUCCUCUGGGAAGAGGGAGGGCUUGGAGCACAGUAUCAACACAUUUGAUGAAAUGCCCAGCUCCUCUGGAAGUCUGACUAAGGAGCGUGGUUUGUCCAGGGAUCUGGUGCAUCCCAGUAAGAAAGAUCCUGGACAGUUCCGCUCCAUUUUCCAACACAUACAGGCUGCUCAACUCCAACGCAGCCCCUCCGAGCUGUUUGCGCAGCAUAUUGUCACCAUUGUGCACUACAUCAAAGCACAACAUUUCCACUCUUCAGGCAUGACUUUAAGUGAGCGAUUUGCCAUGUACCAAAGAAAAGCAGCUGAGAUGGAAUUGAUUAAACAAAGGAAGAGUCCAGAAAUCCACAGGAGAAUCGAUGUCUCCCCCAGUGCUUUUACCAGACACUCUCACCUGCUUGAGGAGCUGGAGGACUGCAGCUACAAGGAUCGGGGUAGAACAGCGAAAACGGACCCAAUGGACCUGCGUCUGGAUAUAGAGCGCCGUAAAAGGUUUUCUGGGAAGGAGCAACGGGACAGGGGCAAGGGCUCCCAAGGACCCAGCCAAGAGAGGUCCUCAGAGAAAUCUUCCAAACGCCACAAGAAAUCAAAAAAAAACAAGAAGAAUCGUAAUCGCUCUCCAUCCUCCUCCUCCUCUUCCUCCUCCUCUCCCUCUCCCUUCAGAGAAGGGUUCAGAGGUAAAGACCACAUGAUGGGGGAGGAAAUGGAGCAUAUGGACCAGGGCUACAGUAAGCCUCGCUUCGGGUCCCGUGACUAUGAGGGCCCCAUGGAUAGGUGUCCCCCCCGUGACUAUGAGGGCCACAUGGAUAGGGGUCCCCCCCGUGACUAUGAGGGCCCCAUGGAUAGGGGCCGAGGACGUGGAGGAUUUCUUCCCAGAGUAAGAGGAGGAGGAAGGGGCUGGAAUAGGGGCAAUUACCAAGGUAACACAAGCAGCAAUGGCAACCCCCCUCCUAAUAUGAACGCCGCCCCCCCGGAGCGCCCCCCAGAUGAGGACUGGGACCCAGAGUACACCCCCAAGAGCAGGAAAUACUACUUUCAUGAUGACCGUGAGGACGAGAAGACAUGGCUGGAGAGCUGUGGCCGAGGGGUCUUUCCCCACAGCAGGGGUCGCUUCAUCUACCGCAAGGGGGGCAGAAGCCCCAACAAGUGGUCUCAUGACAUGUUCCAGACUGGUGAGGAAGGGGGCGGGAACAAGGAGGAGGAGCACCACAAAGAGUUGGACCAGAAAGACGACAACCAGGCCGCCGUAGACCCCUCAGCUUCCUCCAAACUGUAGUAGAGGACUAGGCCCUGUUACUCCUCCUCCUCCUCAUCCUCUUACUCCUCCUCAUCCUCUUACUCCUCCUCAUCCUCUUGCUCCUCCUCCAUCCUCUUGCUCCUCCUCCAUCCUCUUGCUCCUCCUCCAUCCUCUUGCUCCUCCUCCUCAUCCUCUUGCUCCUCCUCAUCCUCUUGCUCAUCCUCUUGCUCCUCCUCCAUCCUCUUGCUCCUCCUCCAUCCUCUUGCUCCUCCUCCAUCCUCUUGCUCCUCCUCCAUCCUCUUGCUCCUCCUCAUCCUCUUGCUCCUCCUCAUCCUCUUGCUCCUCCUCCAUCCUCUUGCUCCUCCUCCAUCCUCUUGCUCCUCCUCCAUCCUCUUGCUCCUCCUCCAUCCUCUUGCUCCUCCUCCAUCCUCUUGCUCCUCCUCCAUCCUCUUGCUCCUCCUCAUCCUCUUGCUCCUCCUCAUCCUCUUGCUCCUCCUCAUCCUCUUGCUCCUCCUCCAUCCUCUUGCUCCUCCUCCAACCUCUUGCUCCUCACCCUCUUGCUCCUCCUCAUCCUCUUGUUCCUCCUCACCCAUCUUCUACCACCAGAGCUUUCUGUCCAUUUGUGAGAGGUCAUCUGAUCAUCUCUGUGUAGGCUAUAGGAGCCUGCACACAGUCCCAUCAGAAUGUACAUGAUACACUGGUCUUUGUAUUGUUGAGGCAGUGCCACUUUCAGUAAGUUGUGAAAGAGAUGUUGAAUUGAACUUGAGUUAAGAGCAAUACUUUUUUAUUUUAAUUACUUCCAGUAAUUUGUUUCUCUUUCUGAGUGUUUAAUUACUACCAGUAAUUUGUCUUUGUUUAUCUGUCUGUAUUUGCUUAUUUGUUUUGUGAACAGCUGACUGGUUUUCAGUUGUUUUCUGGGUCUGCAAUGGUGAUGGUAUUGCAGCUACAUUGAUUUAAAACGUCAAGGACAAAUUAUUUUCCCUGUUAAGACAUUGAAAUGACAUGCAUUUGUGCCUUAAAGUUUAUAUUCAUACAUGGUGAUAUAUGUGCAUUGCUCUAAUUUUGUGCAAAUGUUCUGCUGUACUAGCUAACGCAAGCCUUUAGCUAAACAGGUGUUUUGGGCAAUGAUAAGUUUCUGAGGGUAUUUGCAUAACCAUUUGGACUCUUAACUCUCCACCCCAUGGGACCAACCUACUGUGGGUACUGAGAACUCUCCACCCCAUGGGACCAACCUACUGUGGGUACUGAGAACUCCACAUUAGAGUUUCUCAGAUUGUCCCAUUUGAGAAUUCUUCAUCAUAUCCUAAGCAUUUUCAUUACCGCCAAUACUUCUGCUCUCCUACUUUUUGGGGGGUUGAGGUUUUGUAUGUGGUGCCCCCCUCCUGUUGAUACUGGAUGUUUUUCUGUUUUUAAAGCAAGGGUUUUCACUGUGUAAAAUGAAAGGACUGUGACAAAAAAUAGUUUGUUUCCGAGUAAAUUAAAAAGUAAGUUAAAAAAAUAGUCAAUAUUGUUAUUGAGGCAUUUAUCUUCGGAGAUAAGUGUUUAUAUAGGAUACUGUAUGUUUUAAUAACAUUUUUGAAAAUGGAUCAGUUUAUGGGCUUGUCGGAGUCCUUCAGUAAUGUUCUUUAUCGAAAGGUAAACUUGGACUGUUGAGGUUUAUGUCAUAAGAUGUAGAGAACAUUUCCCUAUAUGUGGCAAGUACUGUCAAAGUCUAAUUGUUGGUGGUGUUUAAACAGGUGAGUAGGGUUUAGUGAGGUACUGGGCUGCUUUGUUUGGCCUGUCCAGACUGUCCUGUACUGUAGGACUGUGAUUUAAAUUUUUGUUUUUUUAUGCUACAUUUGAAACUGACGCUAACAUAUUUUCUGUUACUUCAGAGCUUUGAACUACUCUUAAAUGUUCAAUAAAUACGUUCUCCGGUU
Messenger RNA from Oncorhynchus keta (chum salmon), 5575 nucleotides. Its product is annotated as thyroid hormone receptor-associated protein 3-like. The transcript has 11 exons. The record is from RefSeq and is a predicted model, not a curated record. Gene Ontology annotation, biological process: positive regulation of transcription by RNA polymerase II. Gene Ontology annotation, molecular function: transcription coregulator activity; DNA binding. Gene Ontology annotation, cellular component: mediator complex. The coding region runs from base 882 to 3695 and encodes 937 amino acids. Lineage: Eukaryota; Metazoa; Chordata; Actinopteri; Salmoniformes; Salmonidae.